ACAGGUGUAUAAAAAACCGGUUUUAGAACCGUAAUCCAAAAAUGAGGGUAUUAUAAAAACCAUAAGACCAUUCGACAUCCAAGUUUGUUGGCUGUCACCUUUAACCCUUCUCUCCAAGACCCUGCAACUCACCAGCUCCGAUUCAUAGAAACCUCCGACGACACUCCGACUACACCUCGUAUUACCCUCUCUUCUUUCCGAACGAGUCUCCGGCGACCUCAUCCCCACUCCGUUCACUUAACGGCAGCUCGCGUCUCCGGUACUCGGAACACCGCUUCGAUCUACUCAGCUCACACUCUGAUACGACCCUCAAUCCAGGCCUAUCGCACACUGAUUGUUGGGCCCACUUCCUUCCACACAUGUGACUUGGUCGCACUAUGGAAGAAUGUUUGGGAUGGUAGUGUGCACCGAAAAACAACUUUGACCGGUGUGUUGAAUGCGUUGACUUUUCCGGGUGCGGUUUUGUUUGUUCUUUGUGUGUUCAUGGAGAGAAAACCAACCGACAGUUCGCUUUACGAGCCGUUGCAAGCAAAUACUGAUAUUGUUACUGAUACUGAUGUUGUUACUCCGAAGGCUAGAGCAGGAACUUUGAGUAUACUCACCUUCUGGUGGCUUAAUCCGUUGUUGUUAAAAGGAAAAACGAAAGUUCUUGAUGCAAACGAGAUCCCGAAGCUGCAACACGAGGAUAGAGCGGAAACAUGUUAUUCAAAGUUCAUGAAAAUAUUGGAGAAACGAAAGGCAGAGAGUGUGACGGGUGAUCCGUAUAUGUUGUCCACUUUGUUUGUGUGGCAGUCGAAACAACUUGUGAUCACGGGGUUGUUCGCGCUAAUUAAGGUGCUUUCGCUGGCUUCGGGGCCGAUAAUUUUAAGGGCUUUUAUAAAGGUUUGUCAAGGGAAGCAGACAUUUGAGCAUGAGGGUUAUUAUCUCACUUUAGGAUUGUUUAUUUCUAAGUGUUUAGAAUCAGUUGCGGAAAGACAGAUGAAUUUUAGAAACCGAGUGAUUGGGGUGCAAGUGAAAUCUAUGUUAUGUGCGGCGAUUUUUCGGAAGCAGCUGCGAUUGUCGAAUGAUGCUAGAAUGAGUUACUCUCCGGGUCAGAUCAUGAACUAUGCGACCGUUGAUGCUAAUAGAAUCGGGGAGUUUCCGUUUUGGUUUCACCAGAUUUGGACAAUUGGUUUGCAAAUAUUUCUUGGGAUAUUUAUAAUUUAUUUUUCAGUUGGAGUAGCGGCGUUUACGGCUUUGUUGGUUAUAAUCUUAACCGUUUUAGGGAAUAUUCCAUUGGGUAACUUGCAGCAGAAGAUUCUAACGAAGCUUAUGGCUGCGCAAGACCGAAGGUUGAAGGCUAUAACGGAAGCUAUUACAAACAUGAAGAUUUUGAAGUUGUACGCUUGGGAGAGUCACUUCCAGAAGGCAGCUGAAAAGUUGAGGAAUGAAGAGAUGAGGUGGUUAUCGGCAGUUAUAUCGCAAAGAGGUGUCUACUUGAUGUUGUUUUGGUCGUCUCCUGCGAUUGUAGCGUGUGUGACUUUUUAUACAUGUUAUUACAUUGGAAUUCCGCUUGAUGCCAGCAAUGUAUUCACGUUUCUAGCAACGAUUCGGAUCAUUCAAGAGCCAAUUCGUCUUAUUGCUGAUACUGCAGCCGUGUUUAUAGAAGCAAGGGUGGCGCUAACGCGUAUUCUUAAUUUUUUGGAGGCACCCGAGUUGCAAAAAGAACGAAAGAAGCAUGUAAACAUCGGAAACCAAUCGCUAAUAAUCAACGCUGAUGCAAUUUCAUGGAACAAUGACGAUUCAAAACCGACUCUAACCGGUGUAAAUUUUGAAAUUCCGACCGGUGAAAAAGUGGCUAUAUGCGGGGAGGUUGGGUCCGGUAAAUCGACACUCAUAUCAGCUAUUUUAGGAGAGGUUCCAAACAUUAAAGGCACCAUUGAAGUUUAUGGAAAGAUAGCAUAUGUUUCACAAACGGCAUGGAUCCAAACAGGGACUGUUCGAGAAAAUAUUUUGUUCGGGUCAGUAAUGGAUGAAGAAAAGUAUGAAGAAGUGGUUAAGAAAUGCUCACUCGUGAAGGAUAUUGAGAUGUUUCCAUUUGGUGAUCAAACGAUUAUAGGAGAAAGAGGCGUAAAUCUGAGUGGUGGACAGAAGCAACGAGUUCAGCUUGCACGCGCGUUGUAUCAAGAUGCAGAUAUAUACCUUUUGGACGACCCAUUUAGCGCCGUUGAUGCCCAUACUGCAGCCAGCUUGUUCAAAGAAUACAUAAUGGAAGCCCUAUCAAGCAAGACGGUGUUACUUGUAACUCACCAAGUCGAUUUCUUGCCUGCUUUUGAUGACAUCUUGUUAAUGGCAGACGGAAAGAUUGUGAAAACAGGAACCUAUGCUCAAUUGCUUGAUUCAUGCAAAGAGUUCCAAAUCCUAGUUAUUGCACUUAGUACUACUUCUGGUUCAGAUAGUCUAUCGGCUGAUAGUUCUCAACAACAAUCUAACUCCGCAAAUCAAGAAAUAGAAAAUGUUUACGUGAAAGAACAGAUUGUAGGAGAACAACUCAUAAAGCAAGAAGAACGAGCAGCAGGGGAUACUGGCCUAAAGCCAUACAAACAGUAUCUUAGCCAGAACAAAGGCUACUUCUACUUCUCUCUGUCGGUUUUAUCACAUUUGUUGUACAUAAUCGGAAUGCUCUUGCAAAAUGUGUGGUUGGCUGCUAAAGUGCAAGAUUCUACGGCGAACCAGUCAACCAUGUUACUAGUAUACACGAUCCUUGCUUUUGUGAUGAUGUUCUUUUUGUUUGGUAGAUCUUAUUUUGUGGUUAAACUAGGAACUAAGGCAUCUAUAGCAGUUUUCUCCAAGUUAAUAACGUCGCUUUUCAGAGCGCCAAUGUCCUUCUACGACUCGACGCCAGUGGGAAGAAUAAUUAGUCGGGUCUCGUCUGAUCUGAGUGUUGUAGACAUUGAAUUGGCAAUGAAGUUCACGAUUGGAUUAGGCACAACGAUGAACACAUACGUUAGCUUCGGGAUCUUGGUGUUCCUAACUUGGCCUAUCUUGUUCGUGAUCAUUCCGACGGUUUAUGUGACGAUACUUCUACAAAGAUACUAUUAUGCCUCUGCAAAGGAGUUGAUGAGAUUAGAUGGCACGAGUAAAUCGUUAGUUGCAAGCCAUCUAGCACAGUCGAUUGCUGGAGUUGUUACGAUCAGAGCUUUUGGAGAAGAAGACCGUUUCUUUUCAGAGCAUAUGAACCUUAUCAAUGGCAAUGCUAGUCCAUUCUUUCAUAGUUUUUCAGCAAAUGAGUGGUUGAUUCAACGUCUAGAAAUGCUAUGUGCGGUUGUUGUUUCUAGCUCUGCCUUAGCCAUAACUUUGCUUCCCUUUGAUGCUUCAGCCUCGGGAUACAUUGGAAUGGCUCUUUCCUAUGGUCUCUCAUUGAACAUUUUCCUUGUUGUUUCGGUUCAAUACCAAUGUCAGCUAUCAAAUCUGAUAGUUUCAGUCGAAAGAUUGGAUCAAUACAUGCAUAUUAAGAGUGAAGCCCCAGAAAUCAUAGAAGACAACCGACCGUCAAGAAGUUGGCCAAGCAUUGGUAGAGUUGUCAUAGAAAACCUGAAAAUCAGAUAUCAACCUAAUUCCCCUUUGGUUCUUCACGGAAUCAGCUGUGUAUUUGAAGGAGGGCACAAGAUUGGAAUCGUAGGAAGAACGGGUAGUGGCAAAACAACUUUGAUUAGUGCUUUGUUUCGCUUAGUUGAACCUACAGACGGAAGGAUAGUUAUAGAUGAUUUAGAUAUCACUUCAAUUGGACUUCAUGACCUCAGAUCAAGCUUUGGAAUCAUCCCACAAGAACCAACAUUAUUCACUGGUUCCAUUCGAUACAAUCUUGAUCCCCUAUCGGAGCAUAGUGAUCAAGAAAUAUGGAAGGUUCUUGAGAAAUGCCAACUUAGAGAGGUCAUUCAAGAUAAAAAGGAGGGAUUGGACUCGUUGGUUGUGCAAGAUGGCUCAAACUGGAGCCUGGGACAAAGGCAACUAUUUUGCUUAGGAAGAGCCCUUUUAAAGAGACGGAAGAUACUUGUACUCGAUGAAGCCACAGCGUCAAUCGACAAUGCAACAGACACCAUCAUACAGAAAACUAUUCGCGAAGAAUUCAAAGAUUGCACUGUAAUAACAGUUGCUCACAGAAUACCAACUGUUGUAGACUGCACAAUGGUGCUUGUUAUGAAGGACGGAAAGGUGAUGGAAUAUGACAAGCCCGUGACAUUGAUGAAUGAGCCAGCGUCCUUGUUCGCGCAGCUUGUUAACGAAUAUUGGUCGCAACAUAAGACCUCGUAAUCGGGUAUGAAGAUGCUGGAACAAGGAAUAAAAGAUUUCACAUUAUAUUUCCAGAUAGAUCAACUGAGGCCUCAUUCAGACAUCAAUAAUUUGACUGAUGGCAUGAUUACUCCUGCUUCUUCAUCUAGUAACUUGUUUGGUGUUGCUACAAUUUCCUUUUUUUUCCAUUUAGAGACUUGAUUUAUGAUAUUAUAUAGGGUUUGAAUAUUUCGAAAUCCAUAUGAUUGUGGUAAUAAUCAUUAGAAGAUUGUGGUGAUGACCGUGUUUUGAGAGA
Messenger RNA from Helianthus annuus (common sunflower), 4567 nucleotides. RefSeq names its product ABC transporter C family member 10. Gene Ontology annotation, biological process: transmembrane transport. The record is from RefSeq and is a predicted model, not a curated record. Bases 484 to 4293 code for a protein of 1269 amino acids. The transcript has 14 exons. Gene Ontology annotation, molecular function: ATP hydrolysis activity; ABC-type transporter activity; ATP binding. Lineage: Eukaryota; Viridiplantae; Streptophyta; Magnoliopsida; Asterales; Asteraceae. Gene Ontology annotation, cellular component: vacuolar membrane; plant-type vacuole.